Messenger RNA from Euleptes europaea (tarantolino), 492 nucleotides. RefSeq names its product transmembrane protein 107 (gene TMEM107). Gene Ontology annotation, cellular component: MKS complex. Bases 25 to 447 code for a protein of 140 amino acids. Lineage: Eukaryota; Metazoa; Chordata; Lepidosauria; Squamata; Sphaerodactylidae. The record is from RefSeq and is a predicted model, not a curated record. Gene Ontology annotation, biological process: protein localization to ciliary transition zone; non-motile cilium assembly. The transcript is spliced from 5 exons.
CAUCGCCCGUGGAGCGCUGGAAGGAUGCCUUUGGUCAAUGGGUUGGUGCCCUCCCGAUUCCUGACCCUCACAGCCCACCUCGUCAUUGUUAUCACCCUCUUCUGGUCCAGGGAAAACAAUGUCAGAGCUUCCCUGCCUUUGCAGUGCACCCAGCAGGACUAUGAGAAACAGGACACAGAGAUGGUGGUGGCCUUAUCCGUGACUCUGGGGCUCUUUGCUGUUGAGCUGGCCGGCUUCCUUUCUGGCGUGUCCAUGUUCAAUAACGUUCAAAGCCUCCUCUCCACCGUGGCGCAUGCGUCCGCAGCCGUCGCAUUGCUCUUCUUCCUCUUUGAACAGUGGGAUGGCAGCCAGUACUGGUGGAUCUUUGCUUUCUGCAGUGCCUUACCUGCUGCCGUUGAGGUGCUCCUUUUCAUCUUGGUCUUCGGGCUGAAGAAGAAGCCCCUGUGAGGGACUGUGCCUGUGAAAGCGAGCAUGCCCCCAGAAGAAAGGGAA